This is a messenger RNA of Saccostrea cuccullata (small rock oyster), 1773 nucleotides long. RefSeq names its product tripartite motif-containing protein 2-like. Gene Ontology annotation, molecular function: zinc ion binding. The coding region runs from base 115 to 1773 and encodes 552 amino acids. NCBI's taxonomy places the organism in Eukaryota, Metazoa, Mollusca, Bivalvia, Ostreida, Ostreidae. The transcript is spliced from 2 exons. The record is from RefSeq and is a predicted model, not a curated record.
GAAGUAUAAACACCAAAACGAAAGUACAGAAUGACUGAACCACUUACUGAACAGCAGCGGAAUAAUGUAUAAUACAGGAUAAAAGGCUAGAUAUGGUCAUUAUUGUGAGAUAACAUGGCCACUGCCACCAGCCAGGCACAGGAACUCAUAACCUGUGACCUUUGUGUCAAACCUGUCCAGCAAUUCUGUAACAGCUGCCAAGUCGGUCUGUGUGAAGACUGCAUCAACAAACAUGUCAAGAGCCUCAAGUCCAUGAAGCAUGACAUUGUUCCUUUCACAAAGCGUACAGUACAGCUUGUGUUCCCUCAGUGUACAUCUCAUUCCCACCAGAGAUGUGAGGCCCACUGUCAACAGUGUGAUGUCCCGGUCUGCAUCAAAUGUCUCACUGGUCAACAUAGGGGUCACAUGUCUGAAGACAUGGCAGAUAUAAUUAUCAAAAUCAAACAAAAAAUCAAAAGAGAAACUGAACAAAUUGAGGUCAUUAUUCCCCAACACAGAAAAAAAGAUAGAGAAGCUGAAAAUAAAAUUUCCAAUUCCAUGGCCCACUUUGUACAACUAGAGAAACAAGCUAAAAAUCAAAGAAAACACUGGCACCUAGAGGUGGACAGCAUCUUUAACAAAAUGGAAUCCCUGAUCCAGUCACUCAGAGAUCGUCAUAUUACAACUCUAAAAUCAUGCCAGUCCAAACUCAGAAGUCAGAAUUCCACUAUGACCAAAACUGUUCAAGAAAACAAAGAAAUUCUGAAGUCCAACAAAGUGUCUGAUGUCAACAACUACCAAUCUAAACUGAAGGAAUACAGGAAUAUUCCACAAAUACCUGAUUUACCAUUGCCUUCUCUUCAAACUAACACAGUCCAAGGUAGAGAACUCAGCAUAGAAUUAGGAGAAUACAAGGCUACACUGACACAGAAAUCACUAUCCAGUCUGACAGAUGAAGUAUCCUUUUUAUCAGUUAAGAAAUUAUUAGAAGAAGCCAAAGUGAUUGCUAACAUUCCAACAAAUGUUAAAAACUUAGGUAGAGUGGCCUAUGUAGGAUCAGAUACAGCUUGGAUUAGUGGAGAAGACAAAAUGAUAACCUAUGUGGACAUACAUGGAGCUGUACAAGACACUGUCACCAGUACAUGUGAUUACUUCCCUGGUGACAUUACAGUGACCAAACAGGGAGAACUGAUUUACAGUGAUUAUAUCAAUAGAACUGUGAACAUUGUCAGAGAUGGGAAGACUGAGACACUGAUCACCACACCAAGGGGCUGGCAUCUAGAAGGACUGUGCUGUACCAGGUCAGGGGACAUUCUAGUUAGCAUGAUUACUACUGAAAUAAGUCGUUAUAAAAUAGUCCGUUAUCAGGGACAGAGAGUGACACAGGAAAUAGAAAAAGAUGAACGUGGUGAUCCAAUCUAUCAAGGAGGUGUACAUAUACUGUUUGUGGUGGAAAACAACAAUGGAGACAUAGUUGCCUCUGAUCACAAUGCUAGAGCAGUGGUAGUGGUGGACAGGAAAGGAAAAGUCAGAUUCAGAUAUAACAACAAACCUCCAGGGGGAACGAAAUCAUUCUCUCCAAGACAAAUAGUGACAGACUCCAUGGGUCACAUUAUUGUCACUGAUGAAUUCAAUAACUGUCUACACAUCCUAGAUCAGAAUGGACAGUUCCUGAGAUGUGUGGAUAAUUGUGGACUAGAGCGUCCUCAUGGACUGAGUGUGGACAGUGAGGGGAGGUUGUGGGUAGGGUUGUAUCUGUCAGGGGAAGUGAAAGUCAUCCAGUACAUGAAAUAA